Molecule: messenger RNA, 945 nt
Organism: Emericellopsis cladophorae
Lineage: Eukaryota; Fungi; Ascomycota; Sordariomycetes; Hypocreales; Bionectriaceae
Exons: 4
Coding region: 1-945 (314 amino acids)
Biological process (GO): mitochondrial respiratory chain complex I assembly; electron transport coupled proton transport; aerobic respiration
Molecular function (GO): NADH dehydrogenase (ubiquinone) activity; 4 iron, 4 sulfur cluster binding; quinone binding
Source: RefSeq, a predicted model, not a curated record
AUGCGCUCGCUCGUCAUCAAUGGCCUCAGCCUGGACAUGGAGACAUCACUAUCGCCCAGUCCUCCGGCAGCCAAUCAUCGCCCACGCAUUUGUGCUUUCCUCCGGGAGGCGAAUAUCCUCAACGUCAACGAUCACCGCCAGCAACCAUAUCGACCACCACCCAUCCCCGGCCAACAGCGCCUCCUCUCCACUCCCACCAUCUUCCGUCUUCGCGUCUGGAACCCGACCGCGACACGAACCCGACCGCGACACGAACCAACAGACAGAAUGCUUCCUUUGGCGCGGACAGCCGCCGCAAUGGCGUUGCGAGUCAAGCCCACGACCGCCAUCCUUCCUUUCCGUCCCGUCGCUGCCGCGGCCUUCUCGACGACCAACCCCCAGCACCAAGCCAGCGCGGUCACCCCCCACGGUGCCGGGAGCAGCCUGUCCAAGCCGCGUCGUGAGGUCCCUCUCCCCUCGCAGGAGAAGCCCAAGAGCGUCGUCCAAUAUGCGCUGACAACACUCGACAUCAUGGCCAACUGGGCUCGUCAAUCCUCGCUUUGGCCCAUGACCUUUGGUCUGGCCUGCUGCGCCAUCGAGAUGAUGCACCUCUCCACCCCUCGAUACGAUCAAGAUCGCCUUGGUAUCAUCUUCCGUGCCUCUCCUCGUCAGUCCGACGUGAUGAUCGUCGCGGGCACUCUCACCAACAAGAUGGCCCCAGCCCUGCGCCAGGUCUACGAUCAGAUGCCCGAGCCCCGCUGGGUCAUCUCCAUGGGUUCGUGCGCCAACGGUGGAGGUUACUACCACUACUCGUACAGUGUCGUGAGGGGGUGUGACAGGAUCGUGCCCGUCGACAUUUACGUGCCUGGCUGCCCGCCUACCAGCGAGGCGCUCAUGUACGGUAUCUUCCAGCUGCAGAGGAAGAUGCGCAACACCAAGAUCACCAGGAUGUGGUACAGGCGAUAA